AAGAGACCCUAAGAGAAAAGGUCGGUUGCCAGCUGUCUAUGGCCUUUCCUAACUUCAACGUCCUCAUGACAAUGUAGCACUUGUUAUUUCCCUGUAUUUAAACGUCAUAUUAACGUUGUGUUUCUAUUUGUAUUUGUGCGAUAUACUUCUAAUAUUAUAUUUAGAAUGUCAAGAAGCUCUCGGGAUGGAAACUGGCAUCAUCUCUGACGGACAGAUCAGCGCUUCUUCGGAAGCCAGUGCCAUUUAUGCUGCUAUCCAAGGGAGAUUACACUUUCAAGAAACCGUAGACAUAGCAGGUGGCUGGGCAGCUGCCACAAACGAUGCCAAUCAAUGGCUUCAGGUCGACCUGGGUAGACAGCUAGCGAAAGUGACACGCGUAGCAACACAAGGAAGAAAUGGCCCUUACAUACAGUUGGUCACAAAGUACAAGUUACAGUACAGUAACGACGGAGUGAAUUUCCAGAAUUACACCGAGCAAAAACAAAACAUAGAUAAGGAUCUUACUGGAAACACAGACCAGGAUACUGUUGUUUACCACGUACUAAAUCCACCAAUCAGAGCGCGUUACAUCCGGUUUCGUCCAGUGGCUUGGUAUGGCUGGAUAUCAAUGAGAGUGGAACUCUAUGGCUGUCUACAAGAUUCCUGCCGAUCUCUUAAAUUUGCCUCACCAGUCGAUGGAUUUGCUCUUGAGGGUCACGUGAUUAAAAACAUAUCUUUACAUACGGGAAUGCGUAGCUCUUGCAUAGGGCGAUGUUCCAUAGAAAGUAAAUGUACGUCAUUCAACAUCGGUCCACAAAUAGACAACCAUGUCAUGUGCCAGCUGAGCAAUUCCGACCACAUGAGACACCCUGGAGACCUCAAACCUAAGGAAGGGUUUACCUACAGAGCCACUGAGAGCCCAUGCUCCAGUAACCCAUGUUUUAAUAAUGGUACGUGCGUCCUGAAAGGAUUAACAGACAAGAAAUACGUUUGCAUGUGCCAGACUGGUUAUCGUGGAGAAAGAUGCGAAAUAGGUAAAUCAAACAAUAACAGCGUACCGUGCUGA
Molecule: messenger RNA, 1045 nt
Organism: Orbicella faveolata
Lineage: Eukaryota; Metazoa; Cnidaria; Anthozoa; Scleractinia; Merulinidae
Source: RefSeq, a predicted model, not a curated record